This is a messenger RNA of Colletotrichum fioriniae, 1185 nucleotides long. Lineage: Eukaryota; Fungi; Ascomycota; Sordariomycetes; Glomerellales; Glomerellaceae. The record is from RefSeq and is a predicted model, not a curated record.
AUGGCCAAGCCAUCCAUUCUCAUCGUAGGCGGAGGCGUCUUUGGUACCUCCACAGCCUACCACCUCUCACAAAGAGGUUAUGAAAACGUCACGGUGCUUGAUCGCUUCGACGCACCCUCCAAAGACUCUGCGGCAACCGACCUGAACAAGGUCGUACGCGCCGACUACCCCAACCCGUUAUACGCGAAGCUAGGCAUGGAGAGCAUGCAGGAGUGGAAGGACCCCAAAUCCAUCUUCGCAGGGAUGUAUCGAGAGAGCGGCUGGAUCAUGGCGGGCCACGGCCUGACGCGGGGAUGGCUUAAUAGCGCCAUGGAGACGGCCAAGAAGGCGGGUCGCGAGGGGGUGCGGUUCAUGACAGCCGGGGAGAUGAAAACGAGGUGGCCCGCUUUGACGGGUGAGUUCCCGGACUGGACCAACUUGUGGAGUCCUGCGGCUGGUUGGGUGCCGUCCGGACAAGCUCUGUUGAAAAUGGCAAACGCCGCCAAGUCACAGGGGGUCAAAUACAUCUGUGGAGAGUCCGGUUAUGCCAAGAGGCUCGUGUUAGACGGCAACGGGAAGUGCGAGGGUGUCUUGGCCGCAGACGGGACACUGCACAAGGCGGACAUAUUUGUGUUGUCCACUGGUGCCAAUACCGCAACCCUAGUUGACGCAAAGAAAGAAGUGGUGGCACAAACAUCAGUCAUCUGUGUGAUGAAGUUGGAGCCGCACGAGAUCGAAAAGUACAAGGAUAUGCCAAUCAUCGAUGACUUCGAGCAGGGCGAUUAUCCAGACGAUGGAUGCCCUAAGGAAGUCGAAGAUGAAAUGCGAACGUUUGUUAGAGAGAUGAUUCCAGAGCUGGCUGACCGGCCGUUCAUCUCUUCCAAAAUGUGCUGGGACGGUCUAGCCGGUGAUCUCAAUUUCAGAAUCUGCCCUUAUCCCGAAACUCAGAACUUAUUCGUUGCGACUAUUGGCUCAAAUCACGGAUUCAAGUUCCUCCCAAUCAUUGGCAAGUACGUCGCCGACAUGCUCGAAGGGAAGUUGGGCAAAGAAUUGCAGGAUCUCUGGGCUUGGAAAUUUGGAAAGGUUCCCGAUGAUUUCCAAGAUCCUCACCCGUGGCCGCUCCGCGAUAUCUCAGACUUAUCAGGUUGGAAAGGUCGAAAUGCGGCUGGCGACGGCAAACUCCCUUGGACAUGGAGUCGCCUCUAG